GGCGGGGCCCGGAAGUCGUCUGUGAAAGCGGCCGGCCGUGGUGGCUUCUCCUCAGAGUAGCCUUUGAGGCGGACUGGCCGAACUGAGACUUCAUUUGCGAACCACUACCAGUUUGCUGAAUAGGUAUUUUAAGAAGAGUGACUGGAGGCUGUGGCCACAGUGGCUCUUGGCCGGGUAAAUUAACCGCGUGGCGCAGAAGCGGCUGUUGUGACGGCUGAUUGAAGCCGCAGGCUGAGAGGACUCUGGGCACUCUAGUGGACCGAGCGAGGCCCUCACAGGUCCUUGACCCGAGUGUCUUUUCCCACGCGGUCCUGGAUCCAUGGAGACAAGAGAGGCGUUUAUAACUGAGGUUUGAAGAAGCCAGCCCAGGCAGCAGAAAUCUACCUUGAGAUGAAAUAACUUCCAACUGGCCCUGUGGCAGAAUUUCAAGCCAGUCACUGCACUGACUCUGGGGCCAUUACGUUGCUUGAUCCCUCUGCCUGGGGAGAGCAGGACUGGGAGAAGAUUUUGGCUUCAGAGAACAGGGGAGAUAUGGAGACCAUGAAGAAAUUGACUCAAGCACAUAAGGCAAAAGGUUUGUCUUCUAAGGAUAUUGACUGGCCCCAAGAAAAGAGGAAGCCCAAAAUAGUGGAACCGGUUACAUUUGAGGACGUCACCGUGGUCUUCACGGAGGCAGAAUGGAAGGGACUGAGCUCUGAGCAGAAGAACCUGUACAAAGAGGUGAUGGCGGAGAUUUACAGGAAUCUGCUCUCAUUGGCAGAACCGCAGCCAAAAAUCUACCCCUGCUCCUCCUGCCUUCUGGCUGUCUCCUGUCAGCAGUUCCUCAGCCAACAGAUCUUCCCAGGUUUAUGUGCAGAAAAUCACUUCCAUCCAGAGGCUUCCAGCCCAGGGCAUCAGAAGCAGCCGGAGCAGCAGGAUUCUGAUCAAAGGUGCUGGAGUGAAAACACAGAAGGUCAAGUGAGAGAAGAAGUCUCCAAACCCUUGUGUGGGAGGACAGGGGAGAGAGAGACUUCAAAGGCAUCCUCCAGCCCACCCCAAGGACAGCCCGCAAGCCCUAGAGAAGGCAACACAGUGGUAGGAACACAGCCCGACUCAGCCCAGAGGGUAAACUCUGUGGAAACAGACGACAGGUUGAAGGAAUUAGAAACCUCAGGAUUUGGAGCAGUCAGCUACAGAGAGGACAAACCAGACUGUGGCCCAAAAUCAAAGUUCAUCACAAACCACAGGUCCCUUUUACGGAAGAAACCAUAUGUUUGUAGUGAGUGUGGGCAAGGCUUUUGCCACAAAUCAAAUCUCAUCAGACACCAGAGGACACACUCAGGUGAGAAACCGUACAUGUGCCUGGAGUGUGGAAGAGGCUUUAGCCAGAAGUCAGACCUCAUCAGACAUCAGAGGACACACUCAGAUGAGAAGCCUUAUGUUUGCAGUGAGUGUGGCCGAGGCUUUAACCAGAAAUCACUUCUCCUUAUGCACCAGCGGACACACUCAGGGGAGAAGCCAUAUGAGAACCUGGAGUGUGAGCGAGGCUUUAGCCAGAAGUCAGGCCUCAUCAGACAUCAGAGGACACCCUCAGAUAUGAAGCCUUAUGUUUGCAGUGAGUGUGGCCGAAACUUUAACCGAAAAUCACGUCUCCUUAUACACCAGAGGACACACUCAGGUGAGAAGCCUUAUGUUUGCAGUGAGUGUGGGCGAGGCUUUACCCAGAAAUCAGUCCUGCUCAUGCACCAGAGGACACACUCAGGGGAGAAGCCAUAUGUGUGCAAGGAGUGCGGGCGAGGCUUUAACCGCAAAUCAAAUCUCAUCAGACACCAGAGGACACACUCAGGUGAGAAACCGUACAUGUGCCUGGAGUGUGGGCGAGGCUUUAGCCAGAAGUCAGGCCUCCUUCUCCACCAGGGGACACAUUCAGGGGAGAAGCCACAUGUGUGCAAGGAGUGUGGGCGAGGCUUUAGCUAUAAACAAAGCCUCAUGAGACAUCAGUGGACUCACUCAGGGGAGAAGCCCUAUGUUUGCAGUGAGUGUGGCCGAGGCUUUAGAGACAAGUCAUCCUUCAUCGUACACCAGAGGACACACUCGGGGGAAAAGCCUUACGUGCGCCUGGAGUGUAGGCAAGGUUUUAGCCAGAAGUCAGACCUCAUCAGACAUCAGAAGACGCACACAGAUGAGAAGCCUUACGUUUGCAAUGAGUGUGGCAGAGGCUUUUUUCGGAAAUCAGUCCUUUUUAUGCACCAGAGGAUACACUCAGGGGAGAAGCCACAUGUGUGUAAGGAAUGUGGGCGAGGCUUUAGCUAUAAGCAGAGCCUCAUUAGGCAUCAGUGGGCUCACUCAGGAGUGAAGCCCUAUGUUUGCAGUGAGUGUGGUCGAGGCUUUAGCCAGAAGUCAGACCUCCUCAGACAUCAGAGGACACGCUCAGAUGAGAAGCCUUAUGUUUGCAGUGAGUGUGGGCAAGGCUUUAACCGGGAAUCAAGCCUCCUCAUACACCAGAGGAUACACUCAGGGGACAAGCUGUAUGUGUGUAAGGAGUGUGGGCGAGGCUUCAACCGCAAGUCAAAUCUCAUCAGACACCAGAAGACACACUCAGUGUCCAGCUUUCCCAUGCGUACGCAGAAGCAAUUUUCUGGCUAUGAAGCAAGAAGCAUGAAAAAGAAAAGCCAACAGCUGAGGACAGUGGAGCGGAAAGCUUGAAAGAACUAGGUUCUUGAUGGCAUUGCUAGGCCCUCUUGUUGCAGGAGCCUGGAGACUCCUAAUCCUGGACAUUUGUUAAGUAUACAAAAAGGUCUUAAUGUUUUAAGCCAUUGGGGUCAGAAAUUCUGCUACCUGCAGCAAAAGCAUUUUUGACUGUUGCAGAGGGAAAGAGACACAUGCUGAAGUAAUUGUUAUCUAAGGAAACUGGUAGGAUAUGCUAUACGGGGAGAGGGGGAUGCAGUAGUGUUCCUCAAACUUUUGUGUCUAUCAGGAUCCACUGGGGAGUGCUUGUUAAAAUGAAGAUUCUUAACAACCCACUCCCAAACUCGCUGGCUCCGAAUCGCUGGAAUAUGCAUUUUUAUGGCAUCUGGGUGCGUCUGAUGCAGGUGGUCAAUGAGCACUUGUGGGGAAUGCUGCCAACAGAGGCACCUGGUUUAGGGGAGCACGGGGACAGGCAGACCCAAGUUGACACCAUUUUCUUACUCUUCCUCUCUGCCAAUUUCUCAUCUGUAAAAUUUAAUAUGAUAAUGAAUGUCAAGUACCUAACAAGGCCUGAACACAGUAACUAUAUAUUUACUGUGUUAAUCUGCCCAGGGAUCCUGCCUUAAAGGUGCUCGAAAUCCUCUGCAUAUUAACUGAGCUUAUGACUUUGGGGAAAUUAAACUCUGUGCCUCCGUUUCUGGUUUGUACAAUGAGGAUCACAAUGGUGCCUCCCUCACAGAGUUGUGAUGAUUACUAAGUUAAUACAUGUUGAGCACUUAGAACAGUGUCUGGCAUAGAGUAAGUGCUCAGUAAAGGUCAGCCAUAAUUAUUAUUGCCAGGACCAGGCAUUAGCCAAAGCAUCAUCUUAGCCAGAGAAGUCUCCUGCCCCACACAGUGCCAGAGUUUGAGAAUACCAGGGACGAUGAAAUUUAUUCUUCUAGAGGUACUUGAGUUCUUGAAAGAAGUGAGAUUUAAUUUCCCCUUUGGUCAGUAGUCUAAUCGUUGUGAGGCUAGGGAGACACAUAGGCCAAGGCUCAGCUCAGGUCACUGAGGGUUUUCGUAAAGCAGGGCAGAGGAAUCACAGGGAUAGACACAGAUGGCUGUGGCCUGGAUGCUAACGAAACACCCAGAGAUGCCAAGGACUGUGGUCAGCCUGCUGCAAUCUCAAAGAUAACCAGCAGAGGGAGCAUUAGCCUACAUCAGCCUCUAAUUAACAACUAAUGAAUUUCAGGCUCAGGAAACCCUGGAGUCCUGGACCCCAAAGCCCAUGCCACACCCCAGAAUUAAGUUAGAAUUUCUGGGGGUGAGGCUCAGUCAUCAGAAUUUUUAGAGCUCCCAGGUGAUUCCUAUGUGCAAUCAAGAUUGAGAACCAGCUUCUUAGAAGGUGCACCGAAAGCAGCUGGGAAGCCUGUUUAAAAUGCAGAUCGUAACAGUCUCUUCAACAAAUGGUGCUGGCAAAAUUGGAUUUCCAUAAAAAUGAAAUGAAAUCCAUUCCUCAUGCCAUACACAAAAACUAAUUCAAAAGGGAUCAAGUACCUAAAUAUUAAAUCUAAAACCAUUAAAUGUCUUAGAAGAAAAUAUAAAGGCAAAGCUUUAGGACCUAAUUCUUUUCAAUGAUAGAUUAUCAAGCACAACAACAAAUGCACGAGCAACAGAAAACUAAAUAACUGGAACUUUAUAAAAAUUAAAUACUUAUGUUCAUUGAAAGAUGUUACCAAAAGAAGAGACAACCUACAGAACUGGGAAAAAAUCUUUGGGAAUGAUAUAACUGAUAAGGGUCUAAUAUCUAAAAUAUAUAGAAGAUUUCUACAACUUAACAAAAAGAUAACCCAAUCAAAAACUGGGGAAAGGACAUAAUAGACAUUUCACCAGAGAGGAUGUUUAAACGGCCAACAGACACAUGAAAAGAUGCUCAAGGUCAUUAGCUGUCAGAGAAAUGAAAAUCAAAACCACAAUGAGAAGUCAUUUCACUCACACCAGGAUGGCUAAUUUGGUGAAGAAUAUUGAAUAUACCAUGGACUGCCAGAAGAACGAACAAAUCUGUCUUGGAAUACAGCCAGAAUGCUCCUUGGAAGCAAAGAUGGCAAGACUUCAUCUCACACACUUUGAACAUGUUAUCAGGAGGGAACAGUCCCUAGAGAAGGGCAUCAUGCUUGGUGUCUUAGUCAUCUAGUCCUGCUGUAACAGAAAUACCACAGGUGGAUGGCUUUAACAAAGAGAAUUUUAUUCUCUCACAGCUCAGUAGGCUAAAAGUCUUAAAUCAGGGCACCGGCUCCAGGGGAAGGCUUUCUUUCUCUGUCAGUUCUGGAGGAAGGUCCUUGUCAUCAGUCAUCCCUUGGUCUGGGCGCAUCUCAGCACAGGAACCUCAGGUCUGAAGGACAUGCUCUGCUCCCAGCGUUGCUUUUUUGGUGGUAUGAGCUUCCCAUGUCGCUCUGCUUGCUUCUCUUUUAUAUCUCAAAGGAGAUUGGCUUAAGACACUAUCUAAUCUUGUAGAUCUCAUCAAUAUAACUGCCACUAAUCCAUCUUAUUACAUCAUAGUGAUAGGAUUUAGAACACAUAGGAAAAUCACAUCAGAUGCAAAAUGGUAGACAAUCACACAAUACUGGGAGUCAUGACCUAGCCAAGUUGACAGAUAUUUUGGGGAACACAAUCCAUGACACUUGGUAAAGCAGAGAAUUGGUGGAAAAAGGAAGAUCUUUAGUGAGAUGAAUUGACACAGUGGCUGUAACAAUGGGCUCAAGUGUAACAACGAUCGUGAGGAUGACGCAGGACUGGACAGUGUUUCAUGCUAUUAUAUGUAGGGUCACUAUGAGUUGAAGCCAACUCGGUGUCACUUAAUGACAACAACAGGAUGGCUAAGAUUUUUUUUAAAAAUGGAAAAUCACAAGUAUUGGCAGGGAUGUGGAAAAAUUGGAACCCUCAUCCAUUCCUGAUGGAAAAGCAAAAUGGUACAGCUGUUGUGGAAAACAGUCUGGCAAUUCCUCAAAUAACUAAAGAUGAUAACAUGUCCAAAAUAUGUGUGACGAAGUCUUGCCAUCCUUGCUUCCAAGAAGCAGUCUGGCUGUACUGCAAGACAGAUUUGUUUGUUCUUCUGGCAGUCCAUGGUAUAUUCAAUACUCUUCACAGGACCCAGCAAUUCCACUCCUAGGAAUGUACUCUAGGGAUCCAGUAGAAAUGACACAACAGACAUGCACACCUAUGUUCAUCGCAGUACUAUUCGCAAUAGCAAAAAGUGGAAACAACCUAAGUGCCCAUCCACAGGUGAGUGGAGAAGUAAAAUGUGGUAAUACAUACAAUGGAGUACUACUCAGUGAUAAAUGAGUUCCCAAAACAUCUGACAAUGUGGAUGAACUGCAUAAUAUAGUUCAUGAAGUUUAUGUUCUAUAUCCUAGUUUGAUAAGUAGUGUCUGGGGCCUUAAAAUCUUGCAAGCGGCCAUCUAAGGUACAACUAUUGGUCUCUACUCAUCCAGAUCAAAAGAGAAAGAAGGAAUCCAAAGACUCAAAGAAGAAACUUACCUACAGGGACUAAAAGUCUACACGAACCACGGCCUCAUCUACCCAGAGAUCAGAAGAACUAGUUGGUGCCCAGCUGUCAUUACCAACUGGUCUGAUCAGGGCCACAAUAGAUGGACCCUGAUAGAAAGGGAGAAAAAUGUGGAACAGAACAUCAAAUUCUUCAAAAAUCAAGACUUACUGAACUGGUUGAGACUGGAGGACUCCUCAAGACUAUUGCCCUGAUAUAUUCUUUAAACCUUGAACCGAAACUAGCUCUUGAGGUCACCUCUUAGUUAAAUAACAGAUUGGCUAGCAAAAUAAGGAGUAUCACCCGUGAGUACUCCUCUCCUUUCAAAAAUAAUCUAUAUGAGACCAAAAGGUCAAUAAUUACUUUAAAACAAAGGUAAGAAGGUAAGGGAGCAGGGAAACUAGAUUAACAGAAACAAAACGACCAGAACAGAAAUAUUGAGAAUGUGCACACAUUGUGAAGAAUGUAACAAAUGUCACUGAACAAUUUGGAUAGAAAUUGUUGAAUGAAAACCUAAACUGCCAUGUAAACCUUCACCAAAAACACAGUAAAAUAUUAUUUUUAAAAAAUGGGAGGUCUCAAUCCAGCAAACGGAAGGAGAGUGGGAGGAAAAAGAAGAAAUAGAUAUGUAUCAGACACUUCAAAUUCACUUGGCCUCACCUUUCUCUUUGAGGAACAAGCUCUGACACCUGACAGCACCUCCCCUUGUGCCUGCACCUCAUACUCUUGCUUCCUGCCCAUGACUUUCCUCCUGAAAUUAAGGACCCAGCUCAGCACCCUCACAUGCACAACUGGGAAGUGCAGGGGACUGAAUGCCCUGUCUGGUGAUCUUUUCAUCAAUAGAAGAGAGGAGCCAAUAGAUGAAUUCUUCCACCUUUCUCCUACUAGAUGGAUGAUGCUGAAACACAGUUUAUAUGGCUGUUGGGGGCAAUCUGUUGCACUUAGCAGUGGCCAGCUCAAUAUCACACCCCAGUAUCAGCUCUCCCCCUGGGAAGGCCCACAUGUGUUUGCCUCCUACUUUGCUUUCUCGGACCCAGAUUAAUAUAAAAUGAAACAAAAUCAGUUAACUGCUGAACAUGGCUUGAUAGGUACAUGGAACUUUAUUAUCCUAUUCUCUCUACUUUUUGUGUGUGUUUGAAAUUUUCCCUAAUAAGUAAAAUAUAAAUGCAUAAAAAUGCAUGUUCUGGAGGUGGGAUUUUAGAAAUGGUGAAUGAGGACCUCCAUAAAAGCAAAAAUGGUCACAACCAACUUUUUCAUAACUCUUGAAAUUAACCAAAAGCCUGAAGCAAUCUGGGGAGCAUUCAUUCAAGAAAAACUGCUGAAUCUCAAUAAGAAUGAUAGGCGUGUGUGGCUUUGUAACUUGACCUACUCCCAUUCCCUUUUCCCCCAUUUUGUGGUAGCCUUAAAAUCCAAGAGCCUCACAAUCAAGGCAUCUGUAAAAUUAGCAGCCUUGCAGCAGUAAAGAGGACAGACCAAGUUAGGAGCUACUCAAAAGGUUCCAUGCCCAGAGCAUUGUCAUUUUUUUAUCUUACUUGGGGCUUGCUCUGCAGGAAAAGCCCUAUUCCCAGAGUGUUUGUUAAAAACAAUCAGCAGCAAUUGUUUAGCAUUGCAGCUGCCUGGGGCAGCUAUCUGUUUGGAAAGAUAAGAGCCUGGCCAAAAACAUAAAAGGAAGAUCUGGGAACAAAAUGUCCGGGGGGGGCUUUGAAAAGAUCAAACAUAUUCUUGAGUAUCUAUUCUCCCAGGUUCAUGCUCAUGUGCAAGGCUGUGUGCAUGCUCAAGAAAGACCUGAGAGAACCCCAAUUUCUGACUUCUGGCUGACCUUGAGACCCUGUUGCAAGCUGGAAGUAAAGGCUAAAGCAGUGUUGUAAACUGCCGGAGGUGUUCUCUAACACGUACCUUUGGUGCAGAAUAAAAGACUUGCUGCUCAAAGUAUUUAAGGAAAUCGCUGCCCAAUUAAUAGCUGACCACUAAGGUAACUGAAGGAGCCCCUGAGUGCUGCAAACAAUUAACAUAAAAAGGUUGGAGGUUCAAGUCCACUCAGAGGAAGAAAAAGAUCUGAUGAUCUACUUUGGAAAAAUCAGCCACUGAAAACCCUGUGGAGCACAAUUCUACCCUGACACACAUGAGAUCACCAUGACUCUGAGUUAACUGUAAGGCAAAUGUUUUUAAGGUAACUGAGCAGAGUAAGCAACAAUAAAAGCAACAGCAGCACAAAGGAGAGAACUCUGGUUUUCAGAGUUGACACUAUAUUACCUAGAAUAUCCAGUUUUCAACAAACAUUGUGUGACAUAUUUGAAGUGACAAGACUGUCAACCAAUAAUUCUAUAUCCAUAUCCAUCAAAACUAUUAAAAUGAAGACGAAAUUAAGACAUUCUCAGAUAAAAACAGAACUUGUCAGUAGUCACCUUGUCAGACUGAAAUGAAAGGACAUUAGAUAGCAACUCAAAUCCACAUGAAAUAAACAGUGAUAGAAAAGGUAACUACAUAGGUAAAAAUAAAAGACUGUACAAAUGUUAUUGCUUUUUGUAACUCUGAUUUGAUUUAAAAGGCAACCACAUAAAUCAAUAGCUAUGAAACUAUGCUGAUUAGCUUAUAAUGUUGCUGGGUACAGUCGGGUCAGCUCCAAUUCCUAUGACCUUAUGUAUAACAGAAUGUUAUACAUAUGUAUAACAGUCCUGCACAUCCUCACAACUAUUGCUAUGUUUGAGCGCAUUGUUGCAGCCACUGUGUUAAUCCAUCUCACUGAGGGUUUCCUACUUUUUCACUGACCCUCUACCAAACUUGUAUAAAGAUGUAAUUUGUAUGACAAUAUUUUUUAAAUAACUAAACAAACGGGGGCAAUGGAGCUAUAUUAGAGCAAAUUUUCAGUGUAUAAUUAAUAUUCAUGUGAAUCCCCCAUGUGUCUGUCAGUUUGUUGUACUGUGGGGUCUUGCAUGUUGCUGUGAUGCCGGAAGCUAUGCCACUGGUAUUCAGAUACCAGCAGGGUCACCCAUGGAGGACAGGUUUCAGCUGAGCUUCCAGACUAAGAUGGACUAGGAAGAAGGAGCCGGCACUCUACUUGUGAAAAGCUUUAGCCAGUGAAAACCUUAUGAAUAGCAGCAGAACAUUGUCUGAUAUAGUGCUGGAAGAUGAGCUCCCCAGGUUGGAAGGCACGCAAAAGAUGACUGGGGAAGAGCUGCCUCCUCAAAGCAGAGUCGACCUUAAUGACGUGGAUGGAGUAAAGCUUUUGGGACCUUCAUUCGCUGAUGUGGCAUGAUUCAAAAUGAAAGAAACAGCUGCAAACAUCCAUUAAUAAUCGGAACCCGGGAUGUACAAAGUAUGAAUCUAGGAAAAUUGGAAAUUGUCAAAAAUGAAAUGGAAUGCGUAAACAUCAAUAUCCUAGGCAUUAGUGCGCUGAAAUGGACUGGUAUUGGCCAUUUCGAAUUGGACAAUCAUAUAGUCUACUCUGCUGGGAAUAACAACUUGAAGAGGAAUGGUGUUGCAUUCAUUGUCAAAAAGAACAUUUCAAGAUCUAUCCCAAAGUACAAUGCUGUCAGUGAUAGAAUAAUAUCCAUACGCCUACAGGGAAGACCAGUUAAUAUGACUAUUAUUCAAAUUUAUGCACCAACCACUAGGGCCAAAGAUGAAGAAAUAGAAGAUUUUUUAUCAGCUGCUGCAAUCUGAAAUUGAUCCAACAUGCAAUCAAGAUACAUCGAUAAUUACUGGCAAUUGGAAUGUGCAAGUUGGAACAAAGAAGAAGGAUCAGUAGCUGGAAAAUAUGGCCUUGGUGAUAGAAACAAUGCCGGAGAUCAAAUGAUAGAAUUUUGCAAGACCAACAACUUCUUCAUUGCAAAUACCUUCUUUCACCAACAUAAACGGUGACUAUACACAUGGACCUUGCCAGAUGGAACACACAGAAAUCAAAUUGACUACACUACAUCUGUGGAAAGAGAUGAUGGAAAAGCUCAAUAUCAUCAGUCAGAACAAGGCCAGGGACCGACUGAAACAGACCAUCAAUUGCUCAUAAACAAGUUCAAGCUGAAACUGAAGAAAAUCAGAGCAAGUCCACUACAGCCAAAAUAUGACCUUGAGUACAUCCGAACUGAAUUUAGAGACCAUCUGAAGAAUAGAUUUGACACAUUGCACACUAGUGACCGAACACCAGACGAGCUGUGAAAUGACAUCAAGGACAUCAUGCGUGAAGAAAGCAAGAGGUCAUUGAAAAGACAGGAAAGAAAGAAAAGACCAAGAUGGAUGUCAGAGGAGACUCUGAAACUUGCUCUGGAACGUCGAGCAGCUAAAGCAAAAGGAAGAAUUGAUGAAGUAAAAGAACCGAAAGAAGAUUUCAAAGGGCCUCUAGAGAAGACAAAGUGUUAUGACAUGUGCAAAGAGCUGGAGAUGGAAAACCAAAAGAGAAGAACACGCUCGGCGUUUCUCAAGCUGAAGAACACAAGAAAAAAUUAAAGUCUUCAGUUGCAAUAGUGAAGGAUUCUAUGGGGAAAAUAUUAAACGACACAGGAAGCAUCAAAAGAAGAUGGAAGGGGGCGGAGCCAAGAUGGCGGACUAGGCAGGCGCUACCUCGGAUCCCUCUUACAACAAAGACACGGAAAAACAAGUGAAUCGAUCACAUACAUAACAAUCUACGAACCCUGGACAACAAACACAGAUUUAGAGACGGAGAACGAACUAAUACGGGGAAGCAGCGAUUGUUUCCAGAGCCUGGAGCCAGCGUACCAGUCAGGUACGGCACAAGCACAGAGAGCGGCUCCACCCCCUGAACUAACCCCGGGAGGGGGACCAGCCGGUUCCACGGGCGGCGUGGGACGCAGCCGGUAGGAGAGGUCCCCGGGAGGCAGUGACUGGUCUUGGAGCAGAAAGAGCAGCGUCCGAGCCGGGGAACCAUCCCGCAGGGAUUUGGGCUGGACGCAGGUACGGCAUAAACACGGAGAGUUGCUCCACCCCCCUGAACUAUCCCCGGGAAGGGGACCAGCCGGGUCACGCGGGUGGCGUGGGACGCGGCCGGUAGGAGAAGUCCCUGGGAGGCAGCGACUGGUAUUGGAGCGGGGAGAACAGCGUCCCAGCCAGAACACUCGGUCACGGCACAAGCACGGGGACCUGCUCCACCCAUCUGAACUAACCCCGGGAGGAGGCCCAACUGGUUCUCGGGAGCGGCACGGCCACGCGGCUGGAGGGACGAGAAGUCCUCGGGAGGCAGCGACUGAUUUUGGAGUCGAGAGUGCACCGUCCCAGUAGGGGAGCCUUGACGCUGGGCGUGGGGCUGGAAGCGGAGGAUCUGACCGUGACUCCAGCGGGCCAGACCCCCCGGGGGCAAUCUCCACACAGCCAGCACACAUAGGCAACGCGCCCCGCGGGAGUCUCAGAUAUAAUAGUCAUUCCAAGCAAGACAAGCAACUCUGGCUAUAUUCUGAGGUGCUACUCUCCUAUCUCUCUGUUCCCUCCCCCACCCUCCCCAGGCGGCUUCAUUAACAUCUGAAUAGCCUGAGCCAGAGGGAGAACUCUGAUAGGGAUCUGACUGCAUUUUUUUUUUAGCGGAUUUUCUGGAAAAACUAGUUUCCCAGUGAUGGCUCGGAGACAACAAUCCAUAUCAAACCACUUAAAGAAGCAGACCAUGACAGCUUCUCCAACCCCCCAAACAGAAGAAUCAAAAUCUUUCCCAAAUGAAGAUACAAUCUUGGAAUUAUCAGAUACAGAAUAUAAAAAACUAAUUUACAGAAUGCUUAAUGAUAUCACAAAUGAAAUUAGGAUAACUGCAGAAAAAGCCAAGGAACACACUGAUAAAACUGUUGAAGAACUCAAAAAGAUUAUUCAAGAACAUACUGGAAAAAUUAAUAAGUUGCAAGAAUCCAUAGAGAGACAACAUGUAGAAAUCCAAAAGAUUAACAAUAAAAUA
This is a messenger RNA of Loxodonta africana (African savanna elephant), 12080 nucleotides long. Its product is annotated as zinc finger protein 343-like. Bases 532 to 2685 code for a protein of 717 amino acids. The record is from RefSeq and is a predicted model, not a curated record. Gene Ontology annotation, molecular function: zinc ion binding; DNA-binding transcription repressor activity, RNA polymerase II-specific; RNA polymerase II cis-regulatory region sequence-specific DNA binding. Gene Ontology annotation, biological process: regulation of transcription by RNA polymerase II. Lineage: Eukaryota; Metazoa; Chordata; Mammalia; Proboscidea; Elephantidae. The transcript is spliced from 6 exons. Gene Ontology annotation, cellular component: nucleoplasm; nucleus.